GGGCGAAGGUGAAGAUCGGCUCCUAGGAUGAGUGAAGGGGCGGCCGCUGCCUCGCCACCUGGUGCCGCUUCGGCAGCCGCCGCCUCGGCCGAGGAGGGCAUCGCGGCGGCUGCGGCGGCGGCGGCGGCGGGCGGGGGCCCGGACGGCGGCGGCGAAGGGGCGGCCGAGCCCCCCCGGGAGUUACGCUGUAGCGACUGCAUCGUGUGGAACCGGCAGCAGACGUGGCUGUGCGUGGUGCCUCUGUUCAUCGGCUUCAUCGGCCUGGGGCUCAGCCUCAUGCUCCUCAAAUGGAUCGUGGUGGGCUCCGUCAAGGAGUACGUGCCCACCGACCUGGUGGACUCCAAGGGAAUGGGCCAGGACCCCUUCUUCCUCUCCAAGCCCAGCUCUUUCCCCAAGGCCAUGGAGACCACCACCACGACCACUUCUACCACGUCCCCCGCCACCUCUUCCGUCGGCGGCGCCGCCUCCUCCAGGACGCCCAACCGGAUUAGUACCCGCCUGACCACCAUCACGCGGGCGCCCACGCGCUUUCCCGGGCACAGGGUGCCCAUCCGGGCCAGCCCGCGCUCCACCACGGCACGGAACACUGCGGCCCCUCCGACGGUCCUGUCCACUACGGCCCCCUUUUUCAGUAGCAGCACGCCGGGCUCCCGACCUCCAGUGCCAGGAGCCCCCAGUACACAGGCGAUGCCGUCCUGGCCCACUGCGGCAUAUGCCACCUCCUCCUACCUUCAUGAUUCUACUCCCUCCUGGACCCUGUCACCCUUUCAGGAUGCAGCUGCCUCCUCUUCUUUCUCCUCCUCUUCCUCCUCCUCCUCCUCCUCCUCCACUACCACCACUACACCAGAAAGUAGCACCAGCCCCAAAUUUCAUACGACAACAUAUUCUACUGAGCGGUCGGAGCACUUCAAGCCCUGCCGUGACAAGGACCUUGCAUACUGUCUCAAUGAUGGAGAGUGCUUUGUUAUAGAAACCCUGACAGGAUCCCAUAAGCACUGUCGGUGCAAAGAAGGCUACCAAGGAGUCCGCUGUGAUCAAUUUCUGCCGAAAACUGACUCCAUCUUAUCAGAUCCAA
Messenger RNA from Castor canadensis (American beaver), 1075 nucleotides. Lineage: Eukaryota; Metazoa; Chordata; Mammalia; Rodentia; Castoridae. The record is from RefSeq and is a predicted model, not a curated record.